AUGGAGCCACCAAGACCGCCCCUUCCUGAUAACUCAUCACCCGUGCGAAUGGCUGCAAUCAAUGACGAAUCCAUUGUUCCACAUGUCUUCGUUGCUGGUAGACUUGUGAGCCGCAACAGAGCAACACAAGAGAACUCGACAAUCAUUCUUUCUUCCACGGAGUCCGAUAACAACUUGCAUGGGCGGUGGACGCCGCCUUUGCUGGCAAGCACAUCUCAGUUCGCCGCUCCCGUCGAUUCACAAUAUUUGACUGCUUCCCAAGCAGAAGAAUCAGACAUUCCAUACGAUGAAUGGUUUGAGUACCAACCCCUAGAUGAAGUUGAUACGGAGUUUGUUGGCCAAACUUCAAAUGCAGUGGAGACCCAUGAGCCCGCCUCUCAGGCUGAGGAGCGCCGGGCACGAUGGGCUUUGAUCGAGACUCAUAUUAACUAUGAGGAUUCUGCAAUUGCGCAGAUAAUGUCGUUCAUGUCCCCGUUUGAUAUUUACCCAGGUGAAGACUUCUAUGUUCGAUAUGUAAAAGUGGCGUGGAUGUGCGGCCUCGACGCCAUGAUUGAGGCAAAGUCACGACUGAAUAACAAACUCCGGAACCAUGAAAGAUAUCUGGAGGAGGUCAAUGAAGUUAUCGCGUUAGACCCACAGCUUUCACCUGGUGAUGCUUGUUAUAAUUUGCGUGUUUACAACAUCAACGAACGGGCAAGAAUGCUCGGCGCUCUUGAUCAAUAUGAUACGUUCAUGCGCUAUGCAGAGGCAAUUGGCAUGAACAAUCCUAAUGAUCCAGAAGGUUUUGCUGCCCAACAAGCCCAUGGGAAUCCCAACUACAUUCACAUGCAGCCUGGAAGAGCGAUCGAUGAUGGUUCGCAUGGUAACCUGUCAACUGAUGGUACCAAUGAGGUUGCGCGUGCAAACAUCAAUCGUGGAGUCGAUAUUAUUAACCCCGAAACCGGCCAUCCCAUCCAAUUCCAGAGGCAAUUAUUAACAGCAACAAACAACAACCGCAAUGGUACAGGCCGCACAGAUGGGAGCAACUCAGACAGUGAUAAUAUGCAGGUUGAUGGAAGCUCAGAGUUGAUGAUUCGUGAUGGUGUUGAUGGAAAUCGCAACAGAAACAGAAGAAACUCACGCUUCAAUCAAAUUCAGGUUGAUAGAAGAUCAGAGUUGGAUGUGAAUGGCACAAGCGGCAAUGUGCCUAUGGGAAGCAAUGACCCGCUCUUUGACGCCAAUAGCCGAUUGGACAGUCUCUUUAUUCCCGAAAUGGGUUCUGAGGCGGAAAUUUCAUGGACCCCUCAGGAAGCAUGGACAGAACGUCGUCCGAGAAACGAUAUUCGUGUCAGCAGAACCUUGCCCCGAAACUUCGGCCGAAACAUCCACAAUUUUCGAGCGGCAUUGCAUUCCAUCACUGAACUUGAUCAUGAGGAGCACGCCAUCGAACUGACUAGCACGGAUGAAAGUGAUGGGAGUCAUACACCAAACCUUGUGUUGAGCGACAAUGAAGAUGAAGUAAACCACAGUGCAUUUCAGAAUAGGAUGCAGUAUCUUCAGAAUGAGCCCCGCGUCACAUCAGUUUCAAGCAGUUUGGAUGAUGAACAACAGACGAUGAGAAAUUCUAGCCCCGGACCUGGACUGAACGAAGAAAUGCUCUCAGAGCUUUCCUUUGAUCGGGAGCACAGAAGUACUGAGGAAUUGGAUUACCAGGCAUCCAUCAUUCCAUCAGACUUUUUUGAUGUGUUUGUUGUAGACGUGGAGGGUGAUCAGGAAUGGGGAGGAUCCGGUGGAAGGAGAGGACGCUUCCUGGACGAACAAUUUGAGGAUGGCAUGAACCACAGCUUCGGAGGGGAUUACCCAGACGACAUGUCGGAUACACCCCUAUUAUCUCAGAAUAGCCCAUUCGGCAGACAUAACCCAUUGUCCCGGAAUAGCCCAAGCAGAGCUAUCUCGAGGUCGAGUGUCCGCCAUAGGCACUAUGUACCUGUAGGGGGCCUCAGCAGCGUUGGGUCUCGUAUGAUCACCUCGAGUCUAAAUGCCCGUCGAAGGCAUGAUGCACGUGAAAAUGUCCGAAACGCCCGUCGCGCGCUCACAAAUUCAUCGAGAUUGAUUGACGAUCUGAGAGAUAAGGUGCCUGUAACAACUGUUCUCGGUCUCGACACGCCAGACAGUCGGCACAACUUCCAUUACUUGCCUGUGUAUUCGACACAGUUGAUUGAUGCCAGUGUCAGACAUACUGCGCCCGCUAUUGUGAACACCAGCAGAAUCAAUGCGCAUGCUCGAAUUUGA
Messenger RNA from Penicillium expansum, 2271 nucleotides. RefSeq lists its product as uncharacterized. NCBI's taxonomy places the organism in Eukaryota, Fungi, Ascomycota, Eurotiomycetes, Eurotiales, Aspergillaceae. Bases 1 to 2271 code for a protein of 756 amino acids. The record is from RefSeq and is a predicted model, not a curated record. The transcript is spliced from 3 exons.